This is a messenger RNA of Misgurnus anguillicaudatus (oriental weatherfish), 1897 nucleotides long. It is a transcript of the gene acot20, whose product is annotated as acyl-CoA thioesterase 20. Gene Ontology annotation, molecular function: fatty acyl-CoA hydrolase activity. Gene Ontology annotation, biological process: fatty acid metabolic process; acyl-CoA metabolic process. NCBI's taxonomy places the organism in Eukaryota, Metazoa, Chordata, Actinopteri, Cypriniformes, Cobitidae. The record is from RefSeq and is a predicted model, not a curated record.
UUCACAUGAUACUUGAUACUAUUGUUAUAUUAUAAAUGUUUAUUAAAUACUAAUUUGAUUUUAACCGUCCAUAAUAUUUUUAUUAGGUGUAAUAGUUUUCAUUUUAUACGUUUAGUUAUCAUACUUUUCUGUUUUAGACAAAAAACCAAACAAACUUUAAAGAAUUAAAUAACUAUACAAAAUUCCGUAUCCUCCGAACUCUAGAGGGCACCAUCGUCAUCCUGGUCAUUGUACAACAGCUGAAAUGUUGUCGGUGGUCAAGUUCGCGUUUAGACCAUUCGCAAGAAAAACUCUUGCAAAAAUGCAGUAUACCACAGGGGUCAACAUUGAUUUGUCGCCCAGUUACAAAUGCUCAUUUGAAGACCCAGUGCACGUGACCGUAAGUGGUUUAAAUCCGCAACAACGCGUGGAUCUUCGCUCAAAGAUCACAGAUGAUAAUGGUUUUGUCUUCAAGGCUUCGGCCACAUACAAAGCAGACGACAGUGGUCAAGUUGACCUUAGCCGCCACCCCUCGCUUGGUGGUAGCUUCACCGGUGUUGAACCAAUGGGCUUAUUCUGGUCACUGAACGCUGGUGAGCAAAUCUGCAAGUUUGCUAAAACAGAUGUGACGCUUCCUGCUCUCGUUGACAUUGAAGUGUUAAGCAACGAUAAAGUCAUUGCUAAAGCGACAAAUGAGAGACACUGCAUGGCUGAAGGUGUCCGGAGGGUUCCUAUAACCGAAGGCAGAAUCAGAGGAGUUCUUUUCAUGCCACCUGGAACAGGACCAUUUCCUGGGAUUUUGGAUACAUAUGUAUUCAGAGGAUUUCCUUUUGAGUUGAGGGCAGCUCUGCUGGCAAAGCAAGGGUUUGCUGUGUUAGCCUUGGCCUUUCAGGGUUACCAAGAUUUACCCAAAAAAGCCGAAAAAUUUGAUUUGGAGUAUUUUGAAGAGGGUAUAACAUUUCUGCGACAGCAGCCUGAGGUCAAAGGCCAAAAAAUAGGCCUAAUUUCUAUCUCAAAAAGUGGAGAUCUUGCUUUGUCAAUGGCAUCUUUCCUGUCUGGCAUAUCGGCUACAGUUUGGAUCAACGGAUGUAACGCAAAUACACUGGUGCCUAUCCACUACAAAGACAUUUGCCUUCCACCCCUGCUUUGGGACACUGGUAAAAUAAAAAUGACACCAUCAGGCCUUUUAGAUAUUGGGGAUGUUAUGCAUGACCCCAUGUCUAAAGAAUACCUCCCAUGUGUUAUACCCAUUGAGCGUGCUACGGGUAGCUUCAUGUUUAUCAUGUCAGAAGCUGACAGAAAUUGGCAAAGUGCCUAUUAUGCAAGGUUAGCAUGCGAUAGACUCAAAGCGCAUGGGAAAAAUAACUACGAGCUGGUGGCGUAUGAAAAGGCAGGUCACUUUAUUGAGGUGCCCUAUAUGCCAUUUUGUCUCGCAAACUAUCAUGCCGCAGCGGGCCAAGUGGUUUAUUUUGGUGGGGAGCCCAAGGCCCAUUCAGAGGCGCAGUUGGAUGCAUGGCCAAAGAUUUUGACAUUUUUUAAAAAACACUUAGGUGCUGCUGAUUACAACUACAAAUCAAUGCUUUAAAAUGUGAUGACACUGAAGGAUUCAAGAUCUGCAUGCUUGUUCUAUUAAUAGACAUCUAGUUACCUGUAUGUUUGUAGUUAAUUAAGUCAUUAAGAUCAAGCCACUGUUUGAUUAAGUGUGAUUUGCUUCUAAUCCCACUGAUAUGUUUGUUUUUCAUACAAAGUAUGGCAAUUUUUCAUAUAGUCAAGCAACCAAUGAAUAUGUGUGUUACCUAGGGAUAUCACACAUACUGCCAACAUACAGUGUAUAUAUAGCUUAAAUGUCUAUAUGUAUACUAAACAAAAUGUGCAUUUAUACAUUUGUUAAUAAAAUAAAAAUCUUCCUUCCAGUCCU